AUGGCGCUGUACGACUCGCUGCUCAGUCGGGAUUCCGCAGAACAAGAUGUGCGGCGUCACACGCGUGACAUCAUGCGUGAAAUCGACCUGGAGCCGUCUCCUGCAAGGCUACCGCCACAUGCGCUACCACACGGGCAACGCCACCAACAACAAGAGCAACAGCAGCAGCAACUACAGGGAGAGCACGGUGGAACCCAGAUCACAGAGAGCAACUCCACAGCGGUGCUUGCGGCGUUGGAGACGUUAAAAGACAAGGUGCGACGCCUGGAGCUGGAGAAGCAAGCAGCAGAGACAAGCUAUCGGCGAUUGGAGAAGGAGAGCCGCGCAUUCAAGGAUCGCAUGAAGCGAAGCAUGAACCGGUCGCAGCAGUCUGAACAGGAGCUGUUCUCUGACCUGCAGUCAUCGCUCCACGCCACGGAGACGCGCUCCCAGCGCCUCGAGAAGGAACUCCAGGAUCUGCGCCAGGCAAUAUCGCGCAUGCAAGACCGAGGAGAGGCGCGCGCACGCAAGUACGACGCACAAGCAGAGGCCACGGACACCUCAAGCCACUACUACCCUUGGCGAAACGCCACUGACCUGGGCGCAACUGCCACAACCACAGCGACUACAGCGCUGGGGCCAGCAACAUCGCACGAAGCACGCCAACACCAGCCGCGUGCUGGCCAGGGUGAGCAACAGCCACACCCUCAACGCAGGCAGCAGCAUCCAGACGAGCGCCACCAACCACAACAACAGCAGUAUCAGCAGCAGCAGUACCAUCGCGGGAGCGUGGGAACAACGACAGCAGCGACGGCUGGCGGAUCAACUGCGCCUGCACACAGCAGCGAUGGCGACGACAAUAAUGGCAAUGGUGGUGGCAGCAGCAGCGACCCGUCCAGACACACGGGCCCACCAUCGCACCUGCAGCAGCAGGCCAUGAGCAGCGGGGAGGAGGCGCCGCCACCGCCAUCGUCGUCAUCAGCGCUGGGUGCAUCGGCAGCAGCAACCAAGGGCAGCCCGCCUCUCACGACGGCAAGCAGCCACGUGUCGAGAGGCACAACAGCAACAACGGCAACCACCGCACGCACUGGUCACCACCGUCAGCAACAGCAGCAGCAGCAGCAGCAGCGCCCAUGGCGAGGGGUGUCGACGUACACGCACAGCAGCGACAUUGCUGGCGUCCUGUCCACAGCAGCAACGCGCGGGUCACCACACACGCCCUCAACACGCGAUGGUCAUCCGCCCUCGCUACACGACUCCCCUGCCUCUCCAAGCACCGUGCCCGCCCCAGAUGCACACCGCCGCCACCGCACAUACCAGCACCACGACACGCAGCCGCACCAGCACCACCAACACCACCAGCAGUGGAGUGCGAGUGGUGAGCGUGCCCGCGACCCCUCGGCCAUCUACUCGAUCGAUGCAGAUACAGUCAGCUUCCGUCGCAUCCAGUCGCCCGCGGCGCACGCGUUUGCAGAACACACGCACAGGCACUAUGGACAGCACCACAAGCAGCAGGAGGAGCAGGGCCCAUCGCGGGAGUACGGGAGCGCAUCUGGACGCACGACAGCGGAGACAACCACCUCUGGCAUGAUGUACGUGUCGCACUACGCACUCCCGGAGCAGUUCAACCGGUCACAACAGCAGCACCAUCACCAGCAGAGAACACCCAACACAACCAUGGCGACAACGGGCACCUUUGGCAACAACAGCAGCCACGGUGUUGCGCGCAUGCUCCCUGUGUACCGCCACCUGCAGACGGAUGAGCCGUGGCCCGAUGGCCCGGCUGUUGGCGCCCGCGUUCGUGCUCGUGGUCGCUUCGUUGAUGAGAAGGAUGGUGAUGGUGAUGGUGGCAGCGGUGCUAGGGGUGCGCGCACAUACGAUGCUGGUGAGCGCACACGUGUGACUGCCGGCGCUGAUGCCGUGCUGCUGCUGGAGGUAGACGAGGGGCGUGUGCCGCGAACUUCAAACGGGCAGCAGCGACGCCAAGUGCGGCGAGAGACCAGGGCUGGCGGUGCCCAGCGGUACAGCGAGCACGACGCACGGAUGGCGCCGUCUGUAUUGGAGACGCACGCCAACGAGACAACACGUGCCUCGAGCACACUCACCACACCAGCGCGCGCACGCAAGGACACACACCAGCAACACCACCAGCAACAGCGUGUGGACAUGCAUGAGACCAUGCUGACACACAACCAGAGCGCGCUGUCGCAGCAGUCACUGCGCACACCGUACCACGCCCUGCAAGCAAGUCGCCUCAACGAGACGGCCACGGCUGCGAAAUCGCACGUGCGCAGCGGACGGCGGGCGGUUGGCCGCAAUGCCACGCGCUCCCCACCCCGACUCAUGCCCUUACACUCCAUGGAUGAUGAGAGCAGCGAGGGCGAGGGCGGUUACGGGCGGGCUGGCAAGGAUGAUGGCGGUGUAGUGAAUGCCGCUGCCUUCCACAACAUGUCACGCGAGAGUGACAGCAGCAGCAGUGGCGCAAACUACCCCAGUGUUGUUGGCGAAGCGAGCCACGGUCAGCGCACCUCCAUCAGCUCACACUCGCCACUCAGCCAGCACCAGCAGCAACAGACAAAAGGGGGCGCGACACGACAAGAUUCCCCGCGUACGCUCGUGCAGCGUUGGAUGCUUUCGUCUGAUGUGCCUGACACGCUCUUGCACGACCCAACCACGCCAUCGGCACCGCCCAUGCCGCCGCCCGGGCGCCACACACGCACACGCACACGCACACGUGAUGAUCGUGGUAGCGAAGCUCGCACCGGCCAGCGGGAGCAUGCUGGAGGCGACAUGCUUGGGGAGCGCGAUGAAGGAGGUGACGGUGACAUCACUGGUCGUGGUGGCGGACGCGAUGAUGGUCGGGGCGAUGCUGUGCGCAGGAGGGCAGCAAGGACAAGCACUGGGGGCUCUGGGCGGUGGAAUAGCACAGGCACGGGCAUGCGCUUUGCAGACCUGUCCAUCAGCAACAGCAACGAAGGUGACAAGACGGGGCACACGGCGCACACGCUGACGCCCCUCAACCUCACGCAGACAUCCAUGCUGCCCGGUGCCGGCAACGGCAGCGGCACCCGUGGUGCCCGCGCUCAGGCCAACGCCGACUUGGACGCGGUGAUGGCGCGACUGCAGACACGCGCACACCCGCAAGGAGCAGCGACACGUGCAGGCACAGCAGCACCAGCCGCGGCUACACCGACACAGCCGCCAUCAACCACCGCCACACCACGACCGAGAGCAGCAACAGAAGCAGAAGCAACAGCGGCGGCGGCGACGGUAGCGGCGCGUCAACGGCGGCCUGCUACGGACUCGGGGGAGAGCAGUGGGAGCAUGCAGGCGGAGCUGACGAGCGGUGGUGGGCAGAGGGUGCAAGACAGCAUUGAUCACGACCACGACACCUCGAGCACGACCGGCAUGCACGGCUUCACCACCGUGGACAGCAUCACGCCGCCCCAGCCAGCGGCCCCGGCAGCCCCCGCGACUGUGACGCCGAUGCGGGUGAGUUCGAUUGCGUCGACGCCACGCCGCUACGGCCGCGCCACGCUCAUGCGAGAGACGCUGCAGCAACGCACAGACAGCCGCGGCAUUGCUCAUGCCGGGGGCGAGUAUGACGACUAUGAUGACGGUGAUGAUGACGUUGUCACUGGCGGCCGUGGUGGCAGCGAUGAUGGCAGUGGUGACGACGCUGACAAACGUGAUGCGCACCCGUUUCCUCGCGUGCCCGUAUCUCCCAUCCGCUCACAGCAGCAGCAGCAGCAGCAACAACAACAACAACAACAACAACAACGACGACGACAACGACGACAACAACACCACCACCAACAACAACAACUUCAACAGCAGCAGCAGCGGCAGCAGCGGCGGCAACACGUUGGUGAUUUGUCAUCCAUUUCGCACAGGGGCGAGUCUGAUGUUGCGUCACGGUCGGAGGAGCACUCCUCCUCGGUCCUGACAGCGCACGCGCUGUGGCGACACCAGCACGAGCUGUACGGGACAGCAGCGCAUGGCGCCGACAGCGGGGCUGGCGAUGGCGGUGAUGCCGCCGAUAUGGGCGACGAGAAUGGUGGUGAUGGUGGUGUGCUGGAGCAACGAGAACAGCAGCAGCACCAACAGCAGCACCGCCGCCAGCAACGACAAGAAAAAGAGGAGGAGGAGGAGCAGCAGCAGCAGCAGCAGCAGCAGCAGCAACAGCAACAGCCAUCACGGGUGUACGGCCGUGUUCGUAUGGGUGGGGACAAGGAUUCCACAACACCUCAGGGGGUGACUCGUGUCCGUGGGAGCAACGGCCAGAAUGCAAGUCGGGACGUGUUCUUCUCAUCACCGACAUCGCACCUCAGCGAGUGGUCGCAGCGGCCAACUGUUGGCUCCCGGCACUCCCCCAUCCUGUCAUCCCCACGCACGGUCCUAGGAGAGCAGAGCGGCGAAGGCAACGGCAACGGCACCAACGACAACGACGACGAUGACGCAGACGCCAACGGUGUGCACACUGGUGCGCGCGGUGUUGGUGCGGACGAACAGCGAGAGCAAGACCAAGAAGAGUUUCAGCGACAACAACAAAAAGAGGAAGAACAAGAACAAGAAGAUGUGGCACACGCAGAAAGUGUGGACGAUCAGGAAGAAAGGGAUAUGCAUGCGCAGCAACGGCAUGAGAAGGGUGUGUCACGGGCGUCCCAGCAGCGGCAACCGCUCCAAGGUGGCGAUAGUGAUGACGAUGGCAAUGAUGGUGGCCACUCGCAGCACGAUGUGGAAACGCCUGCCAACGUCACCGCCAGCAGCAGCGGUGGCAGUAGCAGUAGCAGCGAGCGGCUGAGCAACGAAGAGAAGCAGCGCAUGCGAGCAAUGGACGACUCCAUGGCGUCUGCUCUCUUUGAGGAUAGUGGUGGCAGCGAAGGCGGUGAUGACGUGCAUGGUGAUGUCGGUGCACUUACCCCGCCGCUCAGCUCUCCACCCCGUGACCGGCAACAGCCCAAGACACCAGCAGCAGCAACUGCAACUGCAACUGCAACCGCAGCUGGGAGGGGGCGUGAUGAUGGCGCCGAUGCUGUCGUGUCGGUGCACAGUCCCAUUACGUCAAGCCCCUCAUCAGCCGCCAGCAGACACCGCCGCGUUUACACAGCGAAGCAGAAGCGUGGCAGCAACAGCAGCAGUGUUGGUGGUGACGGUGAUGAACGUGAAGGGGAUGCCGGUGGUGGGAUUGGUUAUGAUGCUCCAUUUCCUGGUGCCGUUCGCAGGAUGCAGCACCCUCAGGUGCGUUCAGGGGAGCGCGGUGGCGAUAGCAGCGACAGCCACCUCAGCCCUGCCAGCAGCAGAAGUCGUGUCAGCGGCGGUGGUGCUGGUGCUGGUGCUGGUGAUGAUGGUGAGCAUCAUCACCACGGCAUGUCCACACCAAGGCGCGUGCAUGCUGCGCGUACCCGAGCAUCGCGACUGAAACGGCCAUCCUCCCACUCCUCAGGAUCCAACCACUCGCGCCCGUCAAGCGUGCUCACGCCUGUUGUUGACGUGGAGCUGCCACCGUGGUGCAGCCAGCAAGACGAGAGCCGAGCAUCUGACCCGCGCUGGCUCGUGGGCGGCGACGGAGACACCACGCGCGCUUGUGGUGGUGAUGAUGACGACCUGUUGCAUUUGGAUGCGCUACGCGUGUCUGGUGGCGGCGACAAUGUGCGUGGAGUGGCGACACAGACGGGUGCAUCGCUACUUGGGCAACACAAUCGGAAACGCCAACAACAGCAACAACAGCAGCAGCAGCAGGAGCGCGAUGGUGGUCUUGGUGUUGGUGAUAGCUGUCGCCCACCGGCAAUGAAACGCGAUCAUACAAGUGUCAAUGAUGGCGGUGACGACGGUACCGAAAGCAGCCGUGGUGCGCGCACCUCUGAGUCGCUGUUGGAGAUGGAGAGCAGUGACCGCACACACGCGUGGGGAUCAUCUGUCCUAACUCCUCGCACAUCGCUCAUGCGCCCACCGCCGUCAACACCACCUGCAGCAAGCACACGCAAGCGCAACUCGCAGCAACAAAACCAACAACAACAGCAGCAGCAGCAGCAGCAGAGGUCACAUGAGCAGGGCAAGGCAAAGGCCCUGCCCUUUGACAAGUCUGUCGUACAUUCGCGUGCAAGUGAUCUCCACAGUGAGAGCAAUGGCGACGAUGAUGAUGACGGUGGUGUUCAUGAUGACGACGGCACUGCCGGUGGCCACAGGACACGUGACACCGAUCGCGGGUACGAUGGUGUCGUGCACGAGUUUCCCAUGGACGAGGACACGAGUGCAUCUUCCCUUGACAGCGAUGCGAGCGAGGAAGAACUCAGCAACGGCAACCACCAGUACCAACUGCGCCGUGAUAUGCAUCCUCGAUCCAAGCGGAGUGGGCGCGUUGGUGUGCCCAUGGUGAGCGAGAAGGAUGGCAUGCGAGGAAAGGCGCAGAAGCGAGUGCCCAAUCGCAAAGACAGCCCUGGUGUUGCAGGCAGGAAGACGAAGGGAGGCAGUGCACAGCGAAAGGCAAAGCACACAGGCGCACCUGCACGCCGUGGCGUCCACAGUGAUACCAACGAUGGUGAUGAUGAUGAUGAUGAUGAUAACGAUGAUGAUAACGACGACGACGACCACGGUGGCAGUGAUGAUGCGGUCGCGGUACACAGGCGAGCAGUCGGCAAGAAGAAGGCCAGCCAGAAGCAGCGCAAGGUCAAGGGCAAGGGCAAGACUGCGGUGACGAAGCAUCUGCAUGACGGUGGAGACACUGUUGAUUCUGCCAACGAUUCGCACCACGGCGCCGAUGUUCUGCGUCGUCUUCGUGCGAUGGAAAGGGAUGCACGAGCGCUGAUGGUCGGCGCGCCAACGACUGAGAGUGAUGGUGACUUGCAGUCUGAGAUGGCCGGAGUGCUUCGAGAUCUUCGGUCUCGUCCGCACAUCACCACUGCACACAGGAAGCAGGCAGUUGCCAAGCAGCCCAAGAAGAAGAGCAAGCGCAAGCUGCGAAAGAAGGCGGAGCAGGAAGGAAAUGCGCAGCGCGUGUCGCGUUUGCACGAGAAAACGGCGGCGGUACUGGAGCUUCUGGACUCCAAGGUCUAUCAGGCUGAGACACUGCGCCAGUGGCAGGCGUCUGCUUGUCGCUCGAAGAAGGGCAAAGCAAAGGCAACCAGAACAGCAGCGAGUACAAAGGGGCGCAAGGCGUCUGCUGCUGCCACCACCAAACAUGGCAGGAAGCAAGCUGGUGCCAAAGCCAAGCGCCGCAGCAAGCAGAAUGGAAAACCCUCCUCCUUGUCAUCAUCACCAGCGGCUGCGGCGUUCGCAACGUGUGGUCGCGGGUGUCGUGGGCGUGGACGACAGCAAACGAUUCCGCUGGACGCAAACUUGGAUCUUCUGCGACGCGCGCGCCAGGCGCAGCGAACGCUCAAGGCUGCAGAGCUGAGCUGGGACUACGCGUAGCCGCUACUGCAUGUAGUUGUGUGUGUGUGUGUGUGCGUGUGUGUGUGUGUGUGCUUGCCCGUGUGUUUGCGUGCACACCUGUGUCUGCGUGCUUGCCCGUUUAUGUGCUCGUGUUGUGAGUGUGUAGCUCCCUACCUGUUUGGUUGUCGGCUUGUCUGCUUUUGAUGUGUUCAAGAUGAAGUGUUUGGGUUAGGUGCAGGAGCGUGUGGGCGUUGCAAUCUCGCUGGUGGGCGCGACCCGCAGCUUUCAUAUUUACAACUCCAUGUUGGAUGUGACUCGUAACAGUUGUUGCUUCUUGUUGACGAUGCGCUUAUUGUAUUGUACAUACCUCUUGUGCCGCACUGUCGUGGUCGAAAGAGUGUAACACAAGCCAUGGCAACGCAAACCGGCUGACC
Messenger RNA from Salpingoeca rosetta, 7787 nucleotides. RefSeq lists its product as uncharacterized. The transcript is spliced from 10 exons. NCBI's taxonomy places the organism in Eukaryota, Choanoflagellata, Craspedida, Salpingoecidae. The coding region runs from base 1 to 7392 and encodes 2463 amino acids. The record is from RefSeq and is a predicted model, not a curated record. Gene Ontology annotation, molecular function: gamma-tubulin binding; identical protein binding.